CAGGCGAGAGUCAACUUGUUUUUUAAUGAAUGCUGCUUUGUCAAAGAGAGGUCAAGGGUGGAAGGGGGCGUUCCACUCACCGCCAGCGCCUUAUAAAUACCACUGAGCGUAGCAGCCAGAGGGUUGAGGCAGCUGAGCUCAGUGGAAGAGGCUGCAGUCAGAGAGCUUUGACGGGCACAGGAGUUUGCGGUUGUGCUCACAGACUCAGCCUGUCAAGUGCACCCAGAUCACCUCCUCCUUCAGAGUCAGUGGGAUCUGCUUGGUGGGCUGAGCUCCGAGUACAGGCAGCAUGGACAUGGACUAUGAGAGGUGCCAGUGCCACAGCGAAGAGAACCGGAACGCCAUCCUCUAUACCCUUCUGAGCCAAAACCUGAACCACAAUCAUAGCCCAUCCCAGCAGCGCUGCCGGUGCCAGAAGCGUCGCACCGUCUGCCUCCAGACACCCCAGGUCACCUGCCAGGCGGCCUCUGAUGUUCUGGUGAAAACAGUCAGCUUCAUGAAGAACCUGCCCUCCUUCCAGCUGCUGCCCCGGGAGGACCAGCUCCUCCUGCUGGACAGUUGCUGGGCUCCUGUCUUCAUUCUGGGGUUGGUUCAAGAGAUGGUGACAUUCGACGUGAUGGAGACCCCGGCCCCCAGCAUGCUCAAGAACAUUCUCCUCAAUGGCCAGAGCAAGAGGCAGGAGCCUGAGAGGACACAACCCACCCUAGCCGGGGUGCAGCGGCUGCAGUGCUGCCUGAACACGUUCUGGAGCCUGGACCUGAGCCCUAAGGAGUAUGCCUACCUGAAAGGAGCCAUUCUUUUCAACCCUGACGUCCCAGGUUUAAGGGCCUCCUUGUACAUAGAGAGCCUCCAGCGGGAAGCACAGAGAGCGCUGCAGGAAGUUGUAGGACCGCUCCACCCAGAGGACCAGGGCCGCUUUGCCCGCAUCUUGCUGAUGGCCUCCACCCUGAAGUCCAUCUCUCCUGCCCUCAUCACAGACCUCUUCUUCCGCCCCAUCAUCGGCAACGCAGACAUUGUUGAGCUGAUCACAGAAAUGUUGUAUGAAAUAACUGCCAAGUGGUCAGCUCUUUCAUCACGCGUGGCAUGCUGAUUCUGCAGUUGCUUUCACAGGUGUCUCCUGCUCACCGAGCUGAGUGUCACAGGAUGGUAAAGUUAAUCUGAGAAUGGGACUUAGUGGAAAAAAAUUGGACAUUACUGAGAGCUGGCCUGGCAUGUGUAUUCCACUCAGACUCUGAUCACAGAUUCCUCAGCUAAGGCAUAAAAUCACUUCCUAACUUCUCUGUUAUUCAGCAGAUGUUUACAUCGGGCCUUGCUCCUGGUACGACAGCAAACUCAGACUGCCAAGCUGUUUCUAAAAGUGCGUGUGCAUGGGAAGAUAAUGGUUCUGCUUCACUCUCCUGUAACUUGAAAACAGCUUGGCCAAAGCCCUUCAAACUUGCCAGGCAAAAUCAUUCUCUGAGCUGAUACUUUCCACGGCAGAUAUUCAGGUCAAAAAGCAUCAGUGGGAGAAAGGAGGGAAUUGAAAUUAAGGCUUCUAACCAGAGGAGGAGGUGACAGGAAGUUACAGCUUUAAAGUGUCAUAGAGCAUUGCCAUUACACAAAAAGAACGUGGUUCCUAGAUGUGCUUCCCACCCCCAGCACCUCGUCACCUCAGUGGGAGCUGGGAGCGCCACAGGAAAUGACCCUGCAGUACCGAACGGGUCAGAUCAGAGCACAAGCCAGACUCCAUGAGUCAGGGGACAUCCUGGUCUCACUGAAGUGAAUGGGACUUGAUCAGAACCGGGCUUCCCCUCCUCCAUUCCAGGUGCUGACGUAGAGAGAGAAAACAGGCUUUGGACUGAGCUCAGAUGUCAGUAUUUGUGAGCGAGUGGUCUUCUGUGAUUUGUACAGA
This is a messenger RNA of Alligator sinensis (Chinese alligator), 1891 nucleotides long. RefSeq names its product nuclear receptor subfamily 0 group B member 2 (gene NR0B2). Lineage: Eukaryota; Metazoa; Chordata; Crocodylia; Alligatoridae. Gene Ontology annotation, molecular function: transcription factor binding; transcription corepressor activity. Gene Ontology annotation, biological process: negative regulation of transcription by RNA polymerase II; circadian rhythm. The transcript is spliced from 2 exons. Bases 290 to 1090 code for a protein of 266 amino acids. The record is from RefSeq and is a predicted model, not a curated record. Gene Ontology annotation, cellular component: nucleus; cytoplasm.